Molecule: messenger RNA, 4051 nt
Organism: Wyeomyia smithii (pitcher-plant mosquito)
Lineage: Eukaryota; Metazoa; Arthropoda; Insecta; Diptera; Culicidae
Gene: wcy
Product: WW domain-containing adapter protein with coiled-coil homolog
Exons: 11
Coding region: 538-2844 (768 amino acids)
Biological process (GO): regulation of autophagy; positive regulation of TORC1 signaling
Cellular component (GO): nucleus
Molecular function (GO): RNA polymerase II complex binding; chromatin binding
Source: RefSeq, a predicted model, not a curated record
GUUUGAUGUUCAUCGCGUAUUCAAUUCACAUAUCGCAGUGAUGGCGGCGUAGCAAAUAAGUGCAGAGUGUAACAAAUAGAUAUUUCUCAGCUUAACUGUGCGUGUAGCAGAUCCGAAAGUUUGAAGCUACCAAACGAGCUUCAGUUUGGCAUAUACAAUAAUCAAAUUUGUUGAACUAGCAAAUCGGAACUGGGCAAAGCAAUUUUGAAUGCCCGAUUGAGCAAAGCUAGAAAAUUUUCCUGGUCAGCCGCAGCCUUUCCUUCAGUCUCCUUCACAGUACUCGACAUCUCCGCAUUCACACAGUGCGAGGAGAAAAGAAGAGGAACUGCUGCAAUUUAUGUUAUACCAUUUUUCUGCUUCCUUAUUUCUGCCAAUUUCAUUAAUAAAAGUAAAGCAGAAAAGUUCCGAGGGGAUACUAAUCCCCCGAAACACUAAAAUUCAGGUUUUCUGUAUACAUUUCAGUCCCGAAUUUCGAUACGGGGACUAGAAAACCGAACUAGGCUGAAAAGAAACGGGAACUUUCACAGUGUGCAUUAAAUGGUAAUGCAUGCCAGGAAACCGCAGCGUUUACUGAAUGAUGGAUACCACCAGUCCCAUCAGUAUCAGAACUCAAAAUACACUUCAUCCAAAAGGGAUUAUGAGCGAGAGGCUAGCCGAUCGGGCGGCUAUGGACGCGAUCGGGACAAUUCUCCGGCAGGAAGUUCGAUGAACAAUGGAAACUACAAAUCUAUUUCCCCGGAUCUUGACUCGCCGAGAGACCGAGAUCGUGAGCGCGAUCGGGACCGCGACCGUGAGAGGGAUAGGGACCGAGGAGGAGGCGACCGGUAUCAGUACGGAAUGAGCAAAAUACGUGACAAGGAUCGUGACCGAGAUUAUAAAAAGGAUAAAUAUUCGGAUUCGCUACGAUCGCCGAAGGACAAGCGUAGUCGCAGUGAUCGAGACACGGAUCAUCGUUCUAAUCAUGAUCGGCGGUUGAAGCUGUCCGUGUCAGAGAAGCGUGGCGGAUCUAGUUCUAACUCCGACGACCGAGAACGGGAUCGUGAACGAGAACGAAGUGAACGGGAACGCGAGCGGGAACGUGAUCGCGACCGUUUACGGGAUCGUGAUCGCGAUCGUGGAGGUAUUGGAAGCGGCGGAGGAGGUGGUGGUGGUAGUGGAGUAGGAGGUAGCGGUGGAAGUGGUGGAGUAGGUGUGAGCAGUGGUGGAGGGGGUAGUGGUGGAGUAGGCAGCGACCGAGUUAACCGCGUCGGUGAUUGGAGUGAACAUGUAAGCUCGUCUGGAAAAAAGUAUUACUACAACUGCAAGACCGAGGUGUCCCAGUGGGAAAAACCGAGAGAAUGGAUCGAGAAAGAAAGCAGAAUGAUGUCCAAGGAUCAGCAUCGUGAGUAUCGAGAUAAGGACCGAGAGAGGGAUCGAGAGCGUAAUGAACGCGAUCGGGACGACCGAUACUCAUCAUCUGUUAGCAGUCGUUCAACGGCGUAUGGCAAGCAUUCCAGCAGUAAAGUAAUGAUGUCGAGGGUGCGAUGGUCAGGAGCCGAAUCACAUCGAAGAAGACAUGAAGAUAAUCAAGAUAUGGACAUUAGUCCGGGUGAUUCAACACCGACAUCGGAAGCCAACUAUUCGCACUCGAGUACCCCAACUAAUCAACAGGCCCACGCUGUGAACAACGCCGGAGCAACCAGCGGUGAUGGCAGCGUCGGAGCCGGACUGAUGGCGAAUCAAUUGCCACGAUUGCUGUCGAAUCCAAUGGCGACACAAAGCGGUAUUGCCAUACCGGUUCACACGCAGCAUCAAUCACAAUCACAAGCCUCGUCCGCCUAUACCACGUCGGUUUCCACCUCAUCCCCUUCCGUACUGCAACAGCAACAGCAGCAGCAGCACAUGCUCGGCACUGGUAGCGACAUGAUGCUUAGCUCGAAUACUCCCGGUCCACCAGGGCCCCAAAUUCAACACUUGCAAUCGUCACAGCAACAACAUGGGCAAUCUCCACAUACGUCCACAGCUCCUGGCUCUGGCUCGAACGUUUCGUCGUCAUUGGCCGGCCUGCCGAAAAUUCUGUCGCAAAUUACUGGUAACAAGACGAUAGAACACAAUGAACUCAAUCCACAGAAAGCUCUACAGACUAUCAACAACGCCCUAAUGAUGCAAUCCAGACAGCAGAACCCGAAUGGUACUGCAGUCGGAUCGGCACUAGAUGGCAAUAUAGGUCCUAACAGCUUGAGAGAACACGCACUGAACUCACCGUUGUACAACGUUUCUAAUUUGUCUCACCCUACGACUCCAAUGUCCGGUGGCAGCGGGCUGCUGAAUCAUAGUAAUCAUCAGUCCAACAAUCUGAAUUCGUCAAAUUCAGCGGCAAAUUUAAGCGGCGGAAGCAACAGCAGUCAGCUACUGAGUGGUGACGGUCCACCGACGCCAACACAAGAAAUGGACCUUGCCCUGCCGGAUCAUCGAAAGAUGGAAGGUACAAGCACGACCACGACAAGUGCCGUCAGCAGCCUGCAGGGCGUAAUGACAUCGUCUCAGUGCGGUCGAUCUCAGGGACCGAAUCUGACGCCUAGUUUAGCUAAGUACUUCCGGGCCGAUCUGAUAUCCCACGUCACGGGAUGGCCGUCAGAAAUACUGGAAAAAACGAUUCAGAAGCUGUCAGAGGAAGCCCAUAUUCUAGGUGAUCUACAAUGCAGUAAAGUAUCGGCAGAUUUAAAAUGUGCUAGGAGUUUAGUUAGAAUAACGGAAAUCACUGCGACACUGCAAGAACAGAAAAUUAUGUAUCUACGACAACAAAUUCGUAGAUUAGAGGAGCUGAAAUCGCAGAACUCUUUCAUGUCGUCUGAUGAUCUAUAGCGCUAUUAAAUAAAAAGUUAAAUUUAUAAAAAAAAUAAAAUCCUCACAAAAAAAACAUUCAUCCUUUCUUUUCAAAGGACGAUCGCGACUAAAUAACACUACCUAAUUGGGAUGCAUGCCCUACACAUACUGCUCUACAUUAUGGAAAAUUUGACAAGAAGUAAAAAAAACGCAAAAUUAACACACAACAAUGUAUAAAGCUAGCGGGAAUUCAUGAAAAUAAUUCUGUUUUAAAUUUCGUGUCGACAUGUGCAAGAAUCAAACUGAAUAAUAUAUCCUAAUGAUAAAAUACACAAUUUCACAAAACAGUAUGGUAGCAAAACCGUCAUCGUGCGUAAUAUAAAACAGAAAUCGUAUGAAUCACCAGCAGCAUGAUUUUUAAACUGUUACUAUUAUUACAUAUAUUUAUGCAAAAAUAAAGUUUUUUUUUCGAUCAUCAAAUAGAAGUUAUCGAUCAAUGUUUGUUUUUCCGUUUUGUAAAAACAAAAAAAUCAUGCAAAACAUUGAUAGUUCAAUUUUACAUCUUUACGCUGCUGCAUAGUAGAAGAAAACUGCUAUGACAGCAACCUGCAGGGCCCACAAUUGAGGCAAGCCGCUCUUCCGCGAAUUGUUUUGAAAAAAAAAAAACGCGAGCCCAUGCUACACAUAAGUUGGAAACUGAUUACAUUAAUAGAACUUUCUAGAGAAAACAAAUAAAAACAAAAAAAACGCUAAAAAGUAGUCUAAUCUUCAUGUAUAUUUCAUUACAUUAUAAGUUAUCACUAAGACAACGUAUGAAGAAAAAAUCAAAUGCAAACUAUGAAGAAGUUUCCAACCGGAGAAACUGGUUUGAUCCGUCUUUACGAAAAAUACUGGCCCCAAAUCUUCUCAUGUCUCGGAAGUAACUAACCUGCAAACGCAAAAUUUAAACAAAAAAGGCAUCGGCAAAAAUAAAAUAGACAUUAACGAAACAGCAAAGCAGAAACUAAAAUAACAGAAUAACAAUAGUCUCUCAAUACAGUAAAGAUACUACGCUACUAAAAACCACAACAAAGCGGAAAACAAACAAAAAAGGAAACCGAUCGUAUGGAUCAUCUCUUUGAUGAAUACCAAAAUUAUCGUACAGCUAACACAACAGCAACAAGAGCGGAAAAUAAGUCAUAGGGAAGAAUAGUGAACUUUAGUAAUAUGAAAUAAUACAACAAAAUAUAUUUAAAUCGAAAAAGUA